UGUUCACCACCAAUGGUGACAACAAAAAUGAAUGUUUCAUCAGGUGUCCUGAAUGCAACGAGAAUGGACUUGUCAAAUGCCCCAUUUGCUGCUAGAAAUUGAUUAAGACCAAGGUACUCAUCCACACCAAUAGAAAAAGGAACUAGGGGAGAAAAUGGAAGAAAAAACAAUGGUCAUCUAAGGAUAAAGAAGAUGAACAUAGAAGCAAGAAAAUUCAGUGGAUGUUGUUGGCUACCUCAUGAUUGCAGAAGCAUGCACGUGACAUUUCAAUUUGACGAGUGUGUGGACUAUGGGUAUAACAUCCUAUUCUGUUUAAUACUUCUUAAUGCUAUCAUUUUUUAGUGAAAUCAAAAUAUUAUAUUUAAAAAUAUAGUAAAAAUAUAAUAGAAAUUAUUAACAAUGUAACAAAUAUAAACAAAGAGGAAGAAGAAAAGAGUGCAAAAGUAAGCCGAAGAGAUUAUGCUCUCUUCAACCAAAGGCAAAAUCUGAAUGUACAAGAGACAAAGGAAAAUUAUAAAUGCAAUCAAUAAUAAGACUAAAUUACCCUUACAUUUUCAGGUAAUUAAGUUCUAAAAAUUAGAUUGAUACAUUUUCAGGCCACCCAUUCUGUUCCAGUGUCGUAUAAUUUUUUAAAAAGUUUUAUUUUUCUAAAGGAAUUGAUAAAUCAUAAAAUUACUAGAGUUAAAUUCAUACUUUUAGAUAACAACAUUAAUUAACAAUAAUAAAACCUACACUUUUAGAUUUUUACUUCCAAAACUUUAUGACUUAAUGGUGUAUGAUGUCUAAAUAUAUUUUGUCUAAAUAAAGUUAACUCACUUCCUGUCCAGCAUUAAUUAACCAUAGCUGGUUUAAGUCUAAAUAUGAAAAAUUAACCCUAAGCUUGAACCUAUGACGACUCGUAGUAUGAACCCAUUUAUCAACAAGUCAACAAAUUGAUAAAGAAAAAUAAAAGUGGAUCAAGAAAUGUACUAUAGAAUCUAAGACUAUAACAGCACCAGGGCCAGCAUAAACCCGACAUGAUAAAGCCCACAAAUGAUUUGGGAAAUGCUAGGUGCACCCAGCAAUUUAUUGAAUGGGCCAUUUUGCCCUUCAUUAAAAAAGUUAAAUAAAAAGUUUAAAAAGCUUUUCCCUUUCCCGGAAUCAUUCACGCCUCUUCUUCUUGCUUUUGCUUUUCCUCCCUCUUUUGCGAGCCUCUGCGUCUUCUCUUCUCCGCGAGCCCGGCUGCUGCUUGUUUUCGCUUGGACGCCAUUUCCCUUCGAGAUCAUGGCUAAAACACGAGGUUUAGGUCGUGCUAUAGGUAGACUUAUAGGCAGAGAUAGACAUGAUGACCAUGAUGCAGCUGAUGUUCUCGAGAGGCAUAGGCCUACUGUCUCAGCUCGUAGGCAACGGGUUCAUCAGAUGACUGCGGAUGCACGUGAUAUGGCUGAGGAUGUUGCUGACAUGGCUGAGGAUGUCCCUGAUCUGGCUGAGGAGGCACCUGAGAUGUGUGCGGACGUACAAGGUGCUAAUGGUGCUGAGGGGUCACAUGCUGAUGAUGUUGAGGGAUUCCCUAGCGGGCCACGUGACCCGUUAGUGCUGACAUCAUUUACGGACCAUGUUGCACACACUGUUUGUAGUGGAUAGGAACGUCCUGAUUUGAAGUUGGUGUCACAUGGGAGGAAGGUGAC
Molecule: messenger RNA, 1667 nt
Organism: Glycine soja
Lineage: Eukaryota; Viridiplantae; Streptophyta; Magnoliopsida; Fabales; Fabaceae
Exons: 4
Coding region: 1033-1623 (196 amino acids)
Source: RefSeq, a predicted model, not a curated record